AUGACUUGCACCGGUAAACUGACUAUCAAGUCUGUCAAAAAACUGACAAAUGGCGUAGAAAUGCCCCUGUUUGGAUUGGGCACGAGUCACCGGGGGGGCUUCAGUGCAGAGGCUGUGAAGCAGGCACUGGUCGAGUGUGGAUAUCCUAUGAUUGAUACUGCAAG
Sphaeroforma arctica JP610 is the source of this 164-nucleotide messenger RNA. RefSeq lists its product as hypothetical. The transcript has a single exon. The record is from RefSeq and is a predicted model, not a curated record. The annotation marks the transcript as partial. NCBI's taxonomy places the organism in Eukaryota, Ichthyosporea, Ichthyophonida.